Molecule: messenger RNA, 913 nt
Organism: Scleropages formosus (Asian bonytongue)
Lineage: Eukaryota; Metazoa; Chordata; Actinopteri; Osteoglossiformes; Osteoglossidae
Product: RING finger protein 222-like
Exons: 1
Coding region: 166-813 (215 amino acids)
Source: RefSeq, a predicted model, not a curated record
ACGCGUGGCGCGCGAGAGCGGGCCGGCUCAGGUGUGUCACAGGCGUUCUCCGUGGGGAGGAAAGGACCUUUCGGAUCUCGUCCAAAGUCCGGCGGAUCGCGCGCGCGGCCCCCGCGUCCACGCCCCGGCAGCCCGCGCGUUCCCGCUCGCCUCCCCGACACCAUAAUGAAGAGCUCCUGCGCGAACAUGAGCGCGAGCGCCCCGGCGGAGAAGUGCGCGUCGGACGGCGGCACGUUCUCCGAAUGCCCCGUGUGCUACGAGCCCUUGGAGGAGGACGCGCGCACGCUCAGCUGCGGACACGUCUUCUGCCACGGGUGCCUGGUGCGCACGCUCGUGACCGGCGCGGGCCCGCGGGCGGCCGCGCGCGGGUCCAUCGUGUGCCCCAUCUGCAGGCACCUCACCUUCAUCACGCCGGGCCUGGCGACCCACGGGAAGCUCCCGGACAAGCGGCAGAUCUUGGAGGUGCCUUCGCUCGAAGCCCACGCGCCGCUCCUCCUCGCGGAGCCCCCCCAGCCGGCGCUCUUCCGCUUCGCCAGCUCCUGCACCUGGCUGCCGGGGCGCUUGGGCCGGCCGCGCGCCACCCACCCCGCCCGAACGACACACAUCUUCGUCAUCAGCAACCAGGGUCGGCCCAUGGCCGAGGAGGACCAGAUCAGCGUGGACACCACCACCACCACUAGUGCCACGGAGUCGCUCGCGCGGCGCGUGCGGCCAAACCUCUGCAUGAGCGCCUUCUGCGUGCUGCUGCUGCUCGUGACCCUCAGCCUGCUGGCGGGCGCCGCGGGGGUCCUGCGCUGGGUACUGCUGGGCUAGGCUGCCUUCCGUGAUGGGGCAGCAGGUGGCGUGCUGGUUAGAGCGCUCACCUUGUAGUCAAAGGGCCCGGGUUCGAAUCCUACCUCCUGCAGCAGGGCCC